Molecule: messenger RNA, 2596 nt
Organism: Fragaria vesca subsp. vesca
Lineage: Eukaryota; Viridiplantae; Streptophyta; Magnoliopsida; Rosales; Rosaceae
Exons: 4
Coding region: 1-2466 (821 amino acids)
Molecular function (GO): DNA binding
Source: RefSeq, a predicted model, not a curated record
AUGGCGGCUAUGGCGCUACCUCAGGGAAGCACAAGCCUUCCCUUAGAGUGUGUGACGCAUAUUGACAUAAGCACCCUGUCUCAGUCGGAGCUCCUCGCUCUAUCUCUCUUCUCCUUGACCCGCUCAAACGGCGCCAUCGACCACCUGGUGGUCCCCAAAAUCGACCGAUCUCAAUUCAAUGAGAGUGCCGGGUCCCGCCGCCAGACCUACUCUAGAGUCCGGCGGCGCGUGGCGGGCCUGCUCUCUAAUCCGAAAGUAUCAGCACCCCCGGCCCAGCCUGACGACCCGGAACGCAACGAGAACCAGGCCAUCAUCGGCCACCUGAAGCGCUUCAUUUCCCAGGAUCCCAAAUUCGACCAAAUCGACUUGGAGCCCAGCCCGAUGACGAUGAAGGCAUCCUUGUCUGGAAUGGCGGAAUUAGAAAGGAGGAAGAGGAAGCGGGGGAGGAAGCCGAAAGCGAAAGGGUCGAGUGGUGGCGAGGGGCUCAUUGUGAACAAGAAUGGCGCUGCAGUCGACAUCUGGGCUCUGCAGAAUUCGGAGAACCCCUUUGGGGAUGAGUUGAGGAGGAGGACUUUGGGUUUGGAGACUGAGGAGGAGUUGUUGGGUUUCAUGAGGGACUUGGGUGGCCAGUGGGGGAGCAGGAGGAAGAAGAGGAAGAUUGUUGACGCCACUGAAUUCGGGGAUGCCUUGCCCCUCGGUUGGAAGCUCUUGCUCGGCCUCAAGCGCAAGGAACGCCGCGCUUGGAUUUACUGCCGCCGAUAUAUUAGCCCUACUGGACAACAAUUUCUGUCCUGCAAGGAAGUUGCUUCUUUUUUGGAGUCCUUCUUCAGUCUUAAUAAUGCUGAUAGGCAUGAUGGUGAUGGUGGCGAGAACAUUCAGGAGGACCGCAUAGUGGCUACCGAAAAUCAGCAUGCUGAUAAAGAUGGAGAAAAAAGGCAAGAUGUGAGCUUUAACUCUGGUAUACUGGGGUCAUCUAUAUCUAAUGAGCAAUCUAAUGAGCCCGAGAAGAAAGUUAGCAUAUCGGAAAUGGAGAAUCUUGCUGAGGUUCAGAUACAUAACCUUUUUGAAUGUCACAAAUGCAGUAUGACUUUUGCCGAUAAGGAUUCAUAUUUGCAGCAUCUGUUGUCCUUUCACCAGAGGACUACAAGGAGGUAUAGACUUGGUUCGACAGUUGGGGAUGGUGUGAUUAUUAAGGAUGGGAAAUAUGAGUGCCAGUUCUGCCAUAAGGUAUUUCUGGAAAGGCGUCGCUAUAAUGGGCAUGUAGGAAUCCAUGUUCGAAAUUAUGUGAGGAGGGUCGAAGAGUCACCAGGUCCAACAACUCUUCAAAAGAAAAUAGAGUCUCCAACAAGGGAAGAUUUGCCAUCAAGGAAUUCUAAAAUGGACGCUUUGAUUGAAAUUGCUCAAAACUCUAUCCUUGAAACCUCCACUGCUGGACCCAGUAAGGAAUUAAAAGGUUGUGCUGCACCAGAUCCAUACAUCAAUAUUAGUUCAGAAAUUCCUGCUUCCCCUUCUCACAGAGAAAUGAAUAUAGAAUCUAAACUGACAGAACACAACAUGGAAGAUCUUAUGAUCGAAGGAAUUAAUGAAGAUGAGCUGGAGAGUGAUCAUACAAUGACUGAUGGAAGUAUGGAGGAAGCUGUGGAUGCUGCAGAAGCUGUCGAUUCUACGGAAGUUGUCGAUGCUAUGGAAGUUGCAAAUGUUCAGAUGAAUUCUUGUUUGGUUACAACUGCGUUAUCUGCUGAAGAGAAAAACGGGAAGACAUCUGAAAGUUCUGUGGAGAAAAAUGGUUUAGCAUCCACUUCUGGUGAAUUAGAGAUGUCUGGCACCAAGCAAGAGAAUGUUUCUGUAUGUCACCAUGUACAUGGUCCUUCAAAUAAUCAAUCUGCUAGUGAUGUUGCAGACAAUGUAAAAUAUGCAAGUGCAUUAGAGCAUCCCAGUCCAGUUGAAGUCAAUAAACAAAAGCAUACUGAAUCAAUUGGUAGCUUCAAUCAACCUUGUCCAGCUAAUAAUUGUUCCUUGGGGUUUCAUGCCUCUAACAGAAAUGAACUACAAACUGGGAUUUGUGACACCUCAAUGUCACUGGUGCCACCUUUGCUCUGUCCUCCCACAUCCAAUACAAUUCUGCAAAAGGGAGAUGAACAUGUUAUUGGUGUUGACCAGAGAGAUGACCAUGUAAUGGGUCUAGAGGAUCUGCAACAAAAUGAGAUAGAACAUCUGAAGCAUGGUUCUGCUUCUGUGCAAGAAUCUCUUACACUGGAGGAGGUAUCGAUGGAUAUGUCAAAUAGUUCAGAGAUGCAGAGAUCAGUUGAAGUCAUGCUAAACAUGGCUGGCAGCAAUCAGCUUACAACUGCUUGUGUCUGGUGUGGAGUAGAGUUCAAACAUGAGGCUGUGGAUUACGAGGUACAACACGGUUCUGUUGGCUUUAUGUGUCCAGUGUGCAAGGCAAAUAUUUCUGAACGUGAAUGAGUGAGAAAAGAAAAGGGUCCCUGUAAGGAUCAAGAUAUUUCCCUGCCCACAGUAAUUCCUGUUUAUGUAGCCCUGAUUGUUUAUGUAUUUUUUCCUUUUAUCCUAUGUGUUCGUCUUAUGACAUUAUAAU